Molecule: messenger RNA, 1611 nt
Organism: [Candida] anglica
Lineage: Eukaryota; Fungi; Ascomycota; Pichiomycetes; Serinales; Debaryomycetaceae
Source: the annotation of a GenBank genome assembly
AUGUCAAUAGAUGAUCCAAAACCUAAAAACAUCAUCCUAUGCUUUGAUGGCACUCAGAAUCAAUUUGGGCCCUUACCGCGUACGAAUGUAUUGAAACUAUAUCAAUUAUUUACCAACAAUAGUACCCAACGUUGCUAUUAUCAGCCUGGAGUUGGGGUUAAAUUCCAUUCAGAAUCUUAUCAAAUAUUAAGUAGAAAAUCCAAGAUUUUCAAUAUGCUAACUAAAUGGGACGCCGCAAUAGGAUAUAGUUUAGGAUGUCAUGUUAGGGCCGCAUAUUUGUACUUGAUGAAGCAUUUUAAACAAGGCGAUAGGAUAUUUUUAUUCGGUUUUAGUAGAGGCGCAUUUACGGCAAGAGUUUUAGCAGGAAUGGUGGAAAGUGUAGGCUUGUUGCAAGAAGGUUUAGAAGAAAUGGUUGCAUAUGCAUAUGAGAUAUAUUGUAAUUGGGAAUACUCGGGUCAACCUUCUCAAAAGGAUAGUACAUUAACCUUAACUGAGGAGUUCCGUGAAACAUUUCUGAGAAGAAUUGAAAUACAAUUAAUGGGAUUAUGGGAUUCAAUUAAUUCCGUUGGUCUUGGAUUUAGAGACCAAACUUUCCCUUAUACGGCGCGAAGUCGAAUAGUCCGUCACGUACGCCACGCUGUAAGCAUAGAUGAGAGAAGGGUCAAGCAUAAACCUGUUUUAUUUGAUGAAUGUUUGGAUGGCAAUGAUUUGAUUUUUCAAGGUACAUCUAAUUCUGAUAGUAGGAAUUAUUUGGGUAUACCAUCAUUCACUGUUCCAGAUAGUGCAAGAAAUUUACCAACCAUUUCUGAUGAUGUCAUCGAAAAAUGGUUCCCAGGAAAUCAUGGUGACGUUGGAGGUGGAUGGCCAUCUGAUCCAUCAGGCCAUAAUUUGUCUGAUUUAUCACUUCUUUGGAUGUUACUGGAAGUCAUGGAAUACAAACUAAAAUUCAAUCCAGGUUCAUUAAAUUUAUUCCAUGCACAGCAUUCGUCUAUAGAUUGUUUAAUGUCAUAUCACCAUGAUAUUCUAUCAUACUCAAAGAGGAAAAAUCCUGUUUACCAACAGGAUGAAUUAAGUGAAACUCUGCCACUUUUAAGACCAGAUGAUAGGGAAAGAAGAUGCGGAGUUGAGUCAUAUAAUGCAAAUGUACGCAAUGGAGAAAUUACUAUUCGAUUCGAUUCACAUUCUUCGGCAAGCUAUGAACAAGAUACCGCAUCAGAUAGUAUUCACUAUGGUGCCUUCACUGAAAUUGAACCUAGGUCACCUGUCCUCAGGUUUGAUGCAAGAGGUGAUGAAUCAUUCUUCUCUACAACAUUUUGGUAUUUCUUAGAAUUAUUACCCUUUAGUAAUAAGAUUCAAGACUCAAAGGGUCUUUGGUUGCGAUCAUACAAGCCAAAUCUUGGUCAAAGGAGAGUCAUUCCUAACCAAGCAUCAUUCCAUUGGAGUGUGUUCUAUAUGAUGCAUUACGUUGAAGAUUACAAGCCAACCAACCUUCCAGAUAAUUUUAAUGACAAGUUUAUCGAACUGCUACCAUAUGAAUUACAACUGUUGGAUGAAAUUCAAAAAGAAUCAAUUUGGCUCAAAAUACCAGAUGAUUUAGGCACUUACUUAUAA